Messenger RNA from Cryptomeria japonica (Japanese cedar), 2086 nucleotides. RefSeq lists its product as uncharacterized. The transcript is spliced from 4 exons. Gene Ontology annotation, cellular component: nucleus. NCBI's taxonomy places the organism in Eukaryota, Viridiplantae, Streptophyta, Pinopsida, Cupressales, Cupressaceae. Gene Ontology annotation, molecular function: protein heterodimerization activity. Gene Ontology annotation, biological process: regulation of DNA-templated transcription. Bases 1173 to 1853 code for a protein of 226 amino acids. The record is from RefSeq and is a predicted model, not a curated record.
UUUAAAAUACUGAACUAAAAACGGUGCAAUAUAUCUGCAACAUACGCUCUUUUAGUUCUUUUAUCAUGGCAAAUAGAUACACUUUUCGCAGAUUUCUGUACUGUAAUGUAUUGAUCAUGAUUUGUUGGGCCAGAAUCACAUCUGUAACCCAACACGUUUUGUAUAUGGUGUAUCUGAAAAACACAUAUAUGUAAUGUAAUGGAAUGCAUCUUCACCACACAUUUUACAGAUACACAUUUUUCAGUUUUUGAAUCUCUUGUAAACAUGAAUUACUGCUACAGAUUGUGGUAAAACAGAACCAAAAUGAUUAAAAAUCCCCCGGCAAUGUUAAAAUAAAUGCAUCAUAAUUCGUUCUGGGUUUGUCUGGAUUUGUUGGGGAUGAACCCACAGGGUUUCACUAUUUCCAAUUCACUCCCCCAGCCACACCGAGCGAGAAUCUGAACUGGGUUGGGAUCAGACCCAGAUCUAGGGCUUCUGGCUGAUGAACCAGUAACUUAUUAGUACGAUCUACCUCUCCGGGUGAUGAACCACUGGCAAGCAACACACAUCAUGCCUAUGGUUUUGGGAGUCAAUUGUAUCUGUAAAAUUUUGUCCAAUGUUUCAGAUUGUUCUCUUAAGUUCGGAUACUAGGAGGAGGAACCAAAAUGUUGGACAAAAAUUUACAAAUACAGUUGACUCAAAAAACCUCAGCCAAUAGAAAUUCUCAUUGUAUCAUAGUAUUUCUUGUUUAAAUUUAUAUUAUAUGUUAAACACAAAAUGCCCAUAUUUUUAAUUAGCCAGUCACAGCAUGCUUUCCACUCUAAAAUAUGUGCAAAAAGAGGGAAGCACCCAUUAAAAGAGAAAAGUUACUAACCUGCCUCUGACAUAUUGCUGUAGAUCUUGUAUCAAUAUCUGUAGAUUGUUUAUAGACAUCUAUAGAUGUGUACGCAUUUUCUUUGCAAAUACAAAUGUAGCAUUUCCAAUCAGUAUCAGAUUCUCUUGCUAUUUUAAACGAAUCCUUUUCCUUGGAUGUUAACUUUCUUCAUUUAAGGGCAUAUUUAGUUCUUUGAUUUCUUUUUUUAUUUGGGCUAUAAGUCCAUAAUGAGCGUUUUUAGUCUCGUUAAUGAUCCUUAUUUUGAGAAUCUCUUCCAAGUUCUAACUUUAAAACCGUGAAUUCAGUUUUGGCACUCAAAAUGCGUAGGUGUGAAUUUGUUAUGAAUGCUUCUGGGAGUUCCACAAGGCCUUUAGUUAAAUGGAAACAAUGUAUUCAAAAGUUUAAUGUUUUUGACUUCCUACAAGAAAUAGUAAGCAAGGUCCCGGACAUGGGUACUUCUCAUGCUACUGGUGGAGACAGGCAUGGUGCUAGGAGGAGAAAAGCUCAUGAGGAGGAUAAUGAAAGUGACGAUGAACUUAAGAGGCCUAAAAUGGUGGGUAGUUGUAGAGGACGUGGGAGAGGAAGGGGUAGAGGCAGAGGCAGAGGCAGGGGCAGAGGGGCAAGAGGCGGUAAAUCAAGUACAAAAGCUGUUACUGUAGAAGAGAAAUUUGAAGAGGACCUAGAUUUAUCUCCAGAACAUAGUGAUACACAGGUUAGAACCUCAGAAGAGCGUAUAGAAAAUAAUGCCGAGGCACAUGAAUCCAAAGAAAAUGUGGGUUCGGAUAGCACCAUAUUUGCAAGAGGUUUUGAUCUCAAUUUGGAUUUAGAUGAAAAUGGGGAUAUUGCAAUGAUGCAACGGAAUGAUAAACAGGAAGAACAAUAUCUUAGUUCAUCUCAUUCAGAUGGAGAUGAUGUAACUAUGCAACCCUUGCAACUUAAAAUGCAUUUCAGUAGAACUAUUGAUGAAGAUGAAGAUGACUAUGACAAUGAUGAUGUAUAAUGUACCAUGGCUUUUGAAGCACAUGUAAAUAGGUGUUUCUAAAGCCAUACUUAUUUAGAUUUUAGAUUUUAGAUUUACAAAUGUAAGACUGACAGUCUGGUUUUAACAAUCUAGUAAUGCCCUAGGAUCGUAAAAUGGUAGAAAAGUACAGCAGAAGGAAACGAUGAUUAACUGUAAGCUAUGACACAAUCUAAUGCAAAGUUGUACAGAUUUGUGAGGUUCGAUUCUCACCA